AUGUUCAAAGCAUAUGCGAUUUUUGGGGAGGCAUUUGAAGCUUUUGGUUUUUACCGACUGAUGCUGCGUGAAGAGUUUAAGCCGGAUUUGAGCACCUUUAUUAACCUGGCUGCGUCAUGUCAGAAACCUGAUACACUAACGCAAGGAAGAUUGAUUCAUUCUCAGGCAAUCUGCCUCGGUACUGAUCAAGAUAUAGAAGUGAUCAAUACCUUCAUUUCCAUGUAUUCGAAAUCCGGAGAUACCUGUUCAGCGAGGCUUUUGUUUGACUGCAUGCCUUCAAGAACAUGUGUUUCUUGGACUGUGAUGAUAAGUGGCUAUGCAGAGAAAGGCGACAUGGAUGAAGCUUUGGCUUUAUUUAAUGCCAUGACCAUAACAGGAGUGAGUCCAGAUCUAGUUACCUUACUCUCCCUCAUUUCAGGUUGUGGAAAAUCUGGUUCACUAGAGAUUGGAAAAUGGAUUGAUGCUAGAACGGAUACUUAUGGCUGCAAGAGAGAUAACGUCAUGGUCUGCAAUGCUCUUAUUGAUAUGUACUCAAAAUGUGGAAGUGUCACCGAAGCUCGAGACAUCUUCGAUAACAUGACUGAGAAAACUGUAGUCUCAUGGACUACGAUGAUAGCUGGAUACGCUUUGAACGGAGUCUUCCUCGAAGCUUUGGAACUUUUCAACAAGAUGAUAGACUUGGGUUAUAAACCAAACCAUAUAACAUUCCUUGCUGUUCUCCAAGCUUGUGCUCAUUCAGGCUCUCUGGAGAAAGGGUGGGAGUAUUUCCUCACUAUGGAAGAAGUAUACAGCAUCAGCCCUGGAUUAGACCAUUACUCUUGUAUGGUAGAUCUUCUUGGAAGGAAGGGAAAGCUAGAAGAAGCUUUAGAACUCAUUCGUAACAUGUCAGCUAAACCUGAUGCUGGGAUAUGGGGUGCAUUGCUUAGUGCUUGCAAGAUCCACCGUAACGUGGAGGUGGCUGAGCAAGCGGCUGAGUGUCUUUUUAACUUGGAACCGGAAACGGCUGCGGCUUAUGUAGAAAUGGCAAACAUAUACGCAGCUGCUGGUAUGUGGGAUAGGUUUGCAAAGGUUAGAUCCAUGAUGAAACGCAGGAAGAUUAAGAAGUAUCCAGGUGAAAGCGUGAUUCAUGUCAACGGGAAGAAUCACACUUUUACAGUGGGAGAACGUGACCAUGCAGAACAUGAAACGAUAUACCUUGUGUUGGAUGGUUUGAGCCUGUUUGCCAGAGAUGAACAUAUACUGCGUAAAGAUGGGUAUGCAGAACAGAGUUAUGAACUUCGGUGGGUUUAG
Molecule: messenger RNA, 1290 nt
Organism: Microthlaspi erraticum
Lineage: Eukaryota; Viridiplantae; Streptophyta; Magnoliopsida; Brassicales; Brassicaceae
Source: the annotation of a GenBank genome assembly